This is a messenger RNA of Plectropomus leopardus (leopard coralgrouper), 1478 nucleotides long. RefSeq names its product prostaglandin reductase 1-like. Lineage: Eukaryota; Metazoa; Chordata; Actinopteri; Perciformes; Serranidae. Gene Ontology annotation, biological process: prostaglandin metabolic process. Gene Ontology annotation, molecular function: 2-alkenal reductase [NAD(P)H] activity; 15-oxoprostaglandin 13-reductase [NAD(P)+] activity. Gene Ontology annotation, cellular component: cytoplasm. The record is from RefSeq and is a predicted model, not a curated record.
UUCAACAAACCACCGCUACCUGUUUCUCUUGUCCUCAGUGGGUUCACAACUUCUGCCAUUUCUUUGCAAAGAUCGACAACUGCUGCCACAAACAAAAAAAAAAUCAUGGUCCAAGCUAAGACGUGGAUCCUGACCAAGCACUUUGACGGCUUCCCGAAGGACAGUAACUUUGAGCUCAAGGUGGAGGAGCUCCCUGCGCCUAAAGAUGGGGAGGUGCUUUUGGAAGCCGUGUUUCUCAGCGUGGACCCAUACAUGAGGCCGUUCAGUCGGGUUCGCAUGAAUGAAGGCGAUGUGAUGAUCGGAGCUCAAGUGGCCAAAGUGAUUCAAAGUAAUAACCCGGCAUUUCCUGUGGGAAGCCAUGUCAUUGGUCGUGUUGGCUGGAGGACCCACACAAUCUCUGAUGGGACAGACCUCGUUCCCAUCAUGCCUGAGUGGCCGCAAGACGUCUCCAUGUCCCUGGCUCUGGGUGGCAUCGGCAUGCCAGGACUGACGGCUCUGUACGGGAUAGAAGAAGUCUUGGGACUCCAGAAGGGCGAGACCCUGCUGGUGAACGCUGCAGCCGGGGCGGUGGGCUCCGUCGUGGGCCAGAUUGCCAAGAUCAAGGGCUGUAAGGUGGUGGGUUCUGCAGGAUCCGAUGCCAAGGUGGCUUUCCUCAAAGAACUGGGCUUCGACGAGGCCUUCAACUACAAGACUGUUGGUUCCCUGGAGGAGGCGCUUAAGAAGGCUUCUCCGGACGGAUAUGACUGCUUCUUUGAAAAUGUGGGAGGUCCUUUUUCAAGCGUCGCCAUUCAACAGAUGAAGAACUUUGGAAGAAUAGCUGUGUGUGGAGCCAUUUCCACGUACAAUGACACCAUGCCCCAAACAGGUCCGUACCCCCACCUGACCAUGAUCUUCAAGCAGCUGAAGAUGGAGGGCUUCAUGCAGAGCAGAUGGGAGCACAAGCACCCCGAGUCCCUUAAGAGGCUGAUUGGAUGGUUCAAAGAGGGCAAGCUGCAGUGUCGGGAGCACAUCACCAAAGGCUUUGAAAAUAUGCCAGCUGCUUUUAUGGGGAUGCUGCGGGGAGAAAAUGUCGGCAAGGCUGUUGUCGCAGUCUGAUGUUUAACAACGAAGAAGAAUCUGUGUUAUCAACAACUGAAACAUUAUUACAGAACUCAUACAUGAAGGAGUGAGCAAUAGACACUCACAAUUAACUAGCUAGUUUUUUAUAUUAACGUGACAUCCAAGAAAAAUGUGAUUUAUCAUUUUUAGCAUCAUUGUGAGAGAUUUAAGUCUGAAAACCUUCACUCUUUAAAAUUGAUUCAUUUUAAUUCAUAGUAUGGCACCUUUUUGAAAUGCAUUUGAAAAAGUAUGUGUAGAUCUGCUGCUCAUGCAUCUAUAUGUUAUCUACUGUAACAUUAUCAACCAUGUGCUUUGUAUUUAGUGGGAGUUUUUGCAUAGGUAAUAAAAUUUAGGGCUUUUUUUUCCAGAUUUUUUGUUUA